This is a messenger RNA of Eurytemora carolleeae, 716 nucleotides long. RefSeq lists its product as uncharacterized. The transcript is spliced from 2 exons. Lineage: Eukaryota; Metazoa; Arthropoda; Copepoda; Calanoida; Temoridae. The record is from RefSeq and is a predicted model, not a curated record. Bases 27 to 707 code for a protein of 226 amino acids.
CAUAAUCAUUUUUUUCAGAUGUUACGAUGACUGGAAGAAAUGUGUUUACAGUGAAGUUUAUCGUUUUUCUUUUUCUAUUUUUUUCUAUUGUUUUGUACAUUGUUCACAGUUUCUACGUUGAUCCACUUGUCUACACGCAGAUCCAUAAGUAUCUACCAGGACAAAGCAGCCCAGAGUACAGGGUUGUACCGGCCGGACUGGACGGUAACAGUGUACAGGUUGUACCGGCCGGUUUGAACGUGCACGAUGGGGAGGAGUGCUAUCAAACCUUUCUAGAGAAAUCCAAAGAAAAGAAUCUUCCAGUUGGGAGUAUACCCUGGUUGGAUGAUGCUACUGUACAGUUGUUGUGUACAUUACUACAUAAGGACCUGUCUGUACUUGAGUGGGGUUGUGGAGGUUCAACGGUAUACUUCUCCAGGUUCAGUAUCCAAUAUUCUCCAGGUUCAGUAUCCAAUAUUCUCCAGGUUCAGUAUCCAAUAUUCUCCAGGUUCAGUAUCCAAUAUUCUCCAGGUUUAGUAUCCAAUAUUCUCCAGGUUCAGUAUCAAAUAUUAUCCAGAUUCAGUAUCCAAUAUUCUCCAGGUUCAGUAUCCAAUAUUCUCCAGGUUCAGUAUCCAAUAUUCUACAGGUUCAGAAUCCAAUAUUCUCAAAGUUCAGUAUCCAGUAUUCUCCAGGUUCAGUAUCCAAUAUUCUCCAAGUAUAAAGAAUAACUUGGUCUA